AGAGUUGAAGUCCAUUCAUAGGCUUUCCUCAGCAACACCCGUCAAGACAAAUCAACGCGCCAACCAUGGAAUUAUUCCACGAUCCAGGAUUCACCUAUAUAAGCAGCCACUCUUCCGCAAGAUUGGACCAUAUCACACAAAAGGAUCCUAGUCCUAGCUAACAUGGCAUCUUCUCCUCUGGCCACCGUGAUCCAGAUGUCUUCGCACACCAACGCCACAGCAUCGACGACACCUAAGGGAACCGAUGAACCCCUGACCAUGCCAAUGGCACCAAGCUCUUCCGGGACGACGACAGACAAGGUGAUGUCAAGCGCGGCCAACCUGGCGCAGCUCCUGCCGACGGGCACGGUGCUGGCGUACCAGGCGCUGUCGCCGUCCUUCACCAACCACGGCAACUGCACCACCUCCAACCGGUGGCUCACGGCCGUCCUGGUCGGCGUCCUGGCCGUCUUCUCCCUCUUCUUCUCCUUCACCGACAGUGUCAUCGGCCGCGACCGCAAGCUCUACUUCGGCGUGGCGACGCCGCACGGGUUUAACGUGUUCAACUUAUCCGAGGAGGAGGAGAAGCGGGAGUUGGGCGAGCUCCAGAAGCUCCGGCUCCGCCCGCUGGACUACGUGCACGCCUUCUUCACCGCCGUGGUGUUCCUCACCGUGGCGUUCAGCGACGUGGGGCUGCAGAGGUGCUUCUUCCCCAACGCUGGCGUCAACACCAACGAGCUUCUUAAGAAUCUGCCGCUGGGGAUGUCGUUCCUGUCGAGCUUUGUGUUCUUGAUCUUCCCGACCAAAAGGAAGGGCAUCGGAUACAACGAUUCCACUCCCCGCCAGAAGGCAUGAUGCGUCCGGUCACUUAAAAGUAGUUCAGAUAUCUUUUAAGAUUUAGAACAGUGGAUUUGAACACAAUUCAAGAUUUAGAACAUGAUGCAGUUGUCGUGAUCGAUGUGUGUAUUCCUUAGUUUGUUCCUGGAAAAGUUGUAGGUUUAAUCUGUUCAUUUUGCUGAAAAAAGUAGGUUUUGUACUUGUAUAUACGUACAUGCAAUGUUUGAUAGGUGGAUUAUUUUCGUACUUAAAUACAUGAUUGGAAAAAAAUUGGUGGAAGAGAUGGAGAGAGUUUGAAGACAAAA
Messenger RNA from Setaria italica (foxtail millet), 1121 nucleotides. Its product is annotated as protein DMP3. The coding region runs from base 163 to 834 and encodes 223 amino acids. Gene Ontology annotation, biological process: endomembrane system organization. NCBI's taxonomy places the organism in Eukaryota, Viridiplantae, Streptophyta, Magnoliopsida, Poales, Poaceae. The transcript has a single exon. The record is from RefSeq and is a predicted model, not a curated record.